AUUUUCACAGUAAUCAGCACAACCAAGUCAUCGUUAUAAGGCACCAGCCUCUUCUGCCCACCCCCCCAGCACCAGGUGUGGCCACUAGCCUAUAUGAAGGCCCAAAAUUUUGUGUUCCUUUCUGCUCUGACAAUGGCAUGCCCAUUCUUGCGAGAUGUGGUGGAUGAAGAAGCACUUGUGCUGAGGAGAGCCUUCAGGCGAGAAAAGGUCUUCAGGGACCGGUUGGACCCACUGGCCUUUCCUGAUGACCAUCUAUAUGAAAGAUGCAGGUUUUCUGCAGAUGGCAUCAGGUAUCUAUGCAGACUACUGGGUCCCAGGAUUAAGCACCGCACUGCAUGGAGCCAUGCACUGAGUGUGGAGCAAAUGGUUUGUGUGGCCUUGCGCUUUUUUGCUAGUGGAGCCUUCCUGUACUCAGUGGGGGAUGCAGAACAGCUGAACAAGGCCACAAUUUGCCGCACAAUAAGGAGUGUGUGUCUGGCUAUCAAAGCAUUAGCAGAUGUCUUCAUCUCCUUCCCUGGCCACAGAAGACUCUGUGACGUGAAAGAAGAGUUCUAUAGGAUUGCAGGUAGAGGCCACACCCAACACCCCCCACUCACCAUCGAAGGUGCUGCAGUGGAGAGGGUGAGCAGCACCAAGUUCCUGGGGGUGCACUUCAGCGAGGACCUCUCCUGGACAACCAACACUGCAUCACUGGCCAAGAAAGCACAGCAGCGCAGCUCCGCUCCCGCACUACCAGACUCACCAACAGCUUUAUCCAUCAGGCUCAUUAAUGUUCAGAUGGUCUGUAAUGCUGACUGUGUGAUCAGCAAUGUUGUGGCAAAAUGGCCUGGCUCAGUCCAUGACUCCAGAAUCUUUCGGGCCUCUGAAAUCUAUCAGUGCCUAUCACAAGGUGAAUUCUCUGGUGUGUUGCUGGGAGACAGGGGGUAUGGCUGCCAGCCAUUUCUCCUGACACCUUUCACAGACCCCCAGGAAGCACAGCAGGCCUACAACCAUGCCCAUGCCAGGACCAGGACCAGGGUUGAAAUGACCUUUGGCCUCCUGAAGGCACGCUUUCACUGCCUUCACAAAUUAAGGGUCAACCCUGUUACGGCAUGUGAUAUUACUGUGGCUUGUGCUGUCCUCCACAAUGUGGCCUGCCUGAAGAAGGAGAGGGCCCCCAGAGUGCCACCAGCCAUGGACUGGGACAAUCUGGCAAUCUUCCCUGAUGAUGACAGUGGUCGGCUGCUGAGGGACCAAUAUGAGUUGAAUUAUUUUAGUUAGUAUAUGUGCUUUCAAUUUAGGUAUUAAAUGUCCUGCUGUGGCAGAGGAAAUAGGGUUUUUUUGGGCUGUUUUUUUUUACGAAUUUGGCCUCUUAUGAUGUUUGUGCGGUUUACUGUGUGUAAUAAAAGGCUGCAGGGAGGCUACUGCAUCCAUUCAUUUGUCUGUUCAGUUGAUGUGUAUGGAUUUGUCCUGCAUUUAUGUUAGUGUGCAGACAUGCAGGGUGUGUUAUAUACAGACCUUUGAAUGUGUAUGUAUCAUUUUGCGUUGAUUCUGUGCUUUCCAUCUUGUAGAGUCACUGUGACUUCAGUUUCGAAAGAAGCUGGUUUACCUGCUUUGUUUCGUCCUUAUUCAAUAAAGGAACAUAAUGUUACACAUUGUGUUUUUAUAUUCAUAUGGAAUGUGUAUUUGUUUAUAUGACAGAGUACUAGGGCCCCACUGAGGAAAAACGAUAAAGUCAUAAAUUUAUGAGGCUGGUUCUUUCUGCAGAAA
Oryzias latipes (Japanese medaka) is the source of this 1749-nucleotide messenger RNA. NCBI's taxonomy places the organism in Eukaryota, Metazoa, Chordata, Actinopteri, Beloniformes, Adrianichthyidae. The record is from RefSeq and is a predicted model, not a curated record.